AUGUCAAAGUUGUUUGCAGUGACCGGGCAGAAUACAAGGAAGAAUGCAGGAAAACGUGCGGUAGAUACAGAAAUCCUUAUUCGAGAGGCCCAAUCGAACCCCCAUGAUUCGCAGCGUUAUGUAAAUUCGGUCGCGCGUAUGAACUAUAUCCACGCCCGUUAUCGAAAGGCAGGAAAGAUCCUGGAUGACGAUCUAUUACAUACCUUGGGGACUAAUGUUGUUGAGAUUUUCAACACCGUUGAUAUCUCUGAGUGGCGUCAGCUCAGCGCUGUGGAGAAAUGUGCCGUUGGUAUUUCCCACAAAGUGCUUGGCGAGGACACGCUGAUUCCGUACUCGGCGCUUCCGUCCAGCUCGCAUGGUUGGACGGAUGGUCUUCACUUUGCUAAUGAGCUCUACGAAUGGACCAUCGGGUACGAACAGCAGGUGGCCAAGCCUGUCGCGACAGGAUAUCAGUAUGUACGGAUUUACGUGGACGGUGCAACGGCCGCUUUACCAAGACCGUUCACCACCCUUGUGCGCAAGGUCAUUGCCUUCGAUUUGGACAAAACUAUAAGGAUCAGCCUAAGCAUGGGGCGCCCCGGUGUGUUACUGUCGCUGUUCUUGAGAUCUAUUCGAGGACUACGAAAGAUACUGUUACGGCACGUAUGCCUACCACGGCCCAAAUUUCUCGCGGUACACAACAUAUCGCAACAAGCGAAUCCAGAGACGACUUUAUAUAACUUUGAUCAGCUGACUCUUCAGCCCUGGCACGUGGAGCCAAAUGCUUGGAAUACAUGGGGUCCGAAGGCACUCCUAUUCAAGGCAUUCGGUGGGAGGAGGCCCGGCUCGCGUGGUGAUAGGUAUCAUCCGAGAGUUUAUGAUCUUCAGACAAUUGGUCCAAAAUCUCAAGAAUGCAAAGGUAUCGAGGACAUGAAUGCGACUAUUGAGUUCCUGAAAGCGCGAAAUAUGAAUCGCUGUCCAUUCUCAACCACAUGCGCUUAG
Messenger RNA from Pestalotiopsis fici W106-1, 981 nucleotides. RefSeq lists its product as uncharacterized. The record is from RefSeq and is a predicted model, not a curated record. Gene Ontology annotation, molecular function: oxidoreductase activity. Lineage: Eukaryota; Fungi; Ascomycota; Sordariomycetes; Amphisphaeriales; Sporocadaceae. The transcript is spliced from 2 exons. The coding region runs from base 1 to 981 and encodes 326 amino acids.